AUGAGCGACAAAAAGCAAGAGGGAAAAAAGCCGGAAGUGACGGAAAAGGAGCUGGAAAACAUGGCUCUUCGAGUCGAGAAGCUGGCUGCGAAAGCGCAAAAGAGCGAAGUGAAGGAUAUGAUGAAGGGCGAGAGUUCUUCCAGCAGCAAAGGGUCGGCCAAGAAUGAAGCGGAAAUGCGAGCCAAGCUCAUGAGCAUGAUGCAAAAGUUGGCCUUGAUGGAACAGACCGGUGCUUUGAAAGCUCCCGGAAAGAAGGAUAUGGGCGAUCACAAAUUCUGGAAUACUCAGCCUGUGCCGAAGCAUGACGAACAGGUUACAGAGGUAGGCCCUAUCGAACCUUCGGUGCCUGUGGAUCAAGUGAGCCGCGAUCCACCUGCAUUGCCCAAAGAAUUCGAAUGGUGUUCGGUUGAUGUCACCAACGAAAAAGAGCUCAAAGAGUUGUAUGAACUCUUGACCUAUAAUUAUGUGGAAGACGAUGAUGCGCAAUUCCGUUUUGACUAUUCCGCUCGAUUCUUAAAAUGGGCAUUGCAACCUCCCAAAUGGAAGAAAGCUUGGCAUGUUGGUGUUCGCGUGUCGUCCAAUAAGAAACUUGUAGGUUUUAUCAGUGGUAUUCCUGCCGAUCUUAGAACAUACGAUGUUACGCAGCCUUUGGUCGAGAUCAAUUUCUUGUGCGUUCAUAAGAAGCUUCGUUCCAAACGUCUUGCCCCUGUCUUGAUUCGAGAAGUAACACGUCGUAGCCACUUGGAAGGCAUCUUCCAAGCCGCCUACACGGCCGGUAUUGUCAUUCCCAAACCUGUUUCCACAUGCCGUUACUACCAUCGUUCCUUGAAUCCAAAGAAGCUCGUUGAAUGCAAUUUCUCCCGGGUGCCUCCCAAGUGGACGUUGGCACGCAUGAUUAAGCACUACAAGUUACCGGCCGAAAUAUCGACUCCUGGUUUGAGAGUAAUGAAGGAAGCGGAUGUACCUCAAGUGCGUGCAUUGCUGAAUAGCUACAUGUCACGGUUCGAUGUCGCACCUGUGUUUGAGACAGAUGACGACGUGAAGCACUGGAUUCUGCCUCACGAGGAAGUUGUGUGGAGUUAUGUUGUCGAAGAUGCUGAGACCCACAAAAUUACCGAUGUCUUCUCCUUUUACACUUUACCGAGCUCGGUCAUUGGUAAUCCCAAACACUCUACUCUCAAUGCAGCUUACAUGUUCUAUUAUGCUAUGGAGAUUCCAUCGGAUAUCAAGAAAAACAAGGUCGAAUCGAUGAAGUACAUCAAGAAACGCUUGAACGAGCUCAUGAAGGAUGCAUUGAUUCUCGCCAAACAGUUGGACUUUGAUGUGUUCAAUGCACUAGAUCUGAUGGAUAAUUCAUUGUUCGUCGAAGAGCAAAAGUUCGGUCCCGGUGACGGGCAUCUGAACUAUUAUCUCUACAACUGGAAAUGUCCCGAUGUGAAGCGACACAAAAUGGGUUUAGUGAUGCUUUAA
Messenger RNA from Radiomyces spectabilis, 1470 nucleotides. Its product is annotated as acyl-CoA N-acyltransferase. Gene Ontology annotation, biological process: N-terminal peptidyl-glycine N-myristoylation. The transcript has 8 exons. Lineage: Eukaryota; Fungi; Mucoromycota; Mucoromycetes; Mucorales; Radiomycetaceae. The record is from RefSeq and is a predicted model, not a curated record. Gene Ontology annotation, molecular function: glycylpeptide N-tetradecanoyltransferase activity. Gene Ontology annotation, cellular component: cytoplasm. The coding region runs from base 1 to 1470 and encodes 489 amino acids.